UUUAUCAUGUUUAUAAUUAUUAUUUUUGACAAAAAAGUCAAAGGUUAAAAAAAUUCUUGAAGUGUGAAAUUGAUGAUUGGAGUGAAUAGUUAAUUCAUACACUCCUCCAGCCUGGCUUGAAAUUGUAUGGAAAAGAUAUGGUUUAGGAUGGUGGCAGGGUCGUUUGUGGUUCUUUGUUAUCCACGAUAUCUUCAAUAAUUCACUAUAACCCAAACUUGUCACUCUCAUUCUCAUUUUCACUUCACUCUCUUUGAUUCCAGCAUCACACUGAAUCAUUCAUUAAACCCUUUUUCAUACUAAAACCCUUUUUCUCUCAUCCAAUCAAUGGCUUCUAUGCCCAGAAUUAUUUUCAGAGACCAUAGAUUAGGAACAUAUGAUGCUUUUCUUAAACCAAGCUGCUAUAACCAUAUUACUCGAAGAAACAACCUUUUUAAUAAUCAUCUAGACGUGAAAAGCUUUGCAAUCAGAAGUGAGUUGCGUGGCGCAAAUCCAAUUGUUGCUGAUGCUAGAUUACCCUUAGUGCAUUUGACGUCAAAAAGGAACUCUCAAAUAUUGUGCUCAGCUUCAACAACUGGAGAUGUUCCUGAAAGUGCUGGGGGCCUGAGCCAGUAUGAGAAAAUUAUUGAAACUUUAACCACCCUUUUUCCCGUUUGGGUCAUCUUGGGGGCUCUCCUCGGUAUUUACAAGCCAGCUGCUGUUACUUGGUUGGAGACAGACCUAUUUACUCUUGGCUUGGGUUUCCUCAUGCUGUCUAUGGGUUUGACAUUGACAUUUGACGAUUUCAGACGAUGUUUGCGAAAUCCAUGGACAGUUGGUGUCGGGUUUCUUGCACAAUACUUAAUCAAGCCCAUGCUAGGCUUUGUCAUUGCAAUGUCACUAAAACUUUCGGCUCCUCUUGCAACUGGUCUUAUUUUGGUCUCGUGUUGUCCUGGAGGUCAGGCAUCAAAUGUUGCAACAUACAUAUCCAAGGGAAACGUUGCUCUUUCUGUUCUAAUGACAACGUGUUCAACUAUUGGAGCUAUUAUUAUGACCCCACUCCUAACAAAGCUUCUAGCUGGUCAACUUGUUCCAGUUGAUGCUGCUGGUCUUGCAAUUAGUACCUUUCAGGUUGUUUUAGUCCCUACAAUUGUGGGAGUUUUGGCAAAUGAGUUCUUUCCCAAGUUCACUUCAAAGAUAAUCACUGUGACGCCUUUGAUAGGAGUUAUUUUGACCACUCUCCUUUGUGCAAGCCCAAUCGGACAAGUUGCGGAGGUCUUGAAAACUCAAGGAGCACAAUUGAUAUUGCCAGUUCUUGCUCUACAUGCUGCUGCAUUUGCUCUUGGUUAUUGGAUUUCAAGAUUAUCAUUCGGUGAAUCCACAUCACGCACAAUAUCUAUUGAGUGUGGAAUGCAGAGCUCUGCACUUGGAUUCUUGCUUGCUCAGAAGCACUUUACAAACCCUCUUGUAGCCGUACCUUCUGCUGUCAGCGUAGUCUGCAUGGCGCUUGGUGGAAGUGCUCUAGCUGUGUAUUGGAGGAAUAGUCCAAUUCCCGUUGAUGACAAAGAUGACUUCAAGGAAUGAAAAUCAUGACAUAUCUUCUAUGCACUACAUGCCCUAGGAAUUAUUUUCUGCUCAUUGUUUAGAGGACAUUAAUUUAUGCAUUAGUGGAUGAGAAAGUUUUGUUUUAUGAAUUCGUAGCUAUGCAAUAUGUUAGAAUUUUAAGAAUUUAGGAUAAGUUUGCAACAAUUUAGAUCAUGGUGAAAGAGUGGCAACAAAUAAUAUACCCAUGCAGCAACAAAAAAGGGUUGACUAAGCUAUAGAACUCUUGCCAUGGUAGGAUCAAAUGAAAAGAUCAAAUCCAUUGUUGUUCUAUUAUAAUUAACUUAUCUUGUAUUUGCUUAGACAAUGAUUCCACCACUUGAACUAGUGAUUUUUAGUAUUAUCAA
Molecule: messenger RNA, 1925 nt
Organism: Trifolium pratense (red clover)
Lineage: Eukaryota; Viridiplantae; Streptophyta; Magnoliopsida; Fabales; Fabaceae
Product: sodium/pyruvate cotransporter BASS2, chloroplastic
Exons: 13
Coding region: 325-1560 (411 amino acids)
Cellular component (GO): membrane
Source: RefSeq, a predicted model, not a curated record